Papaver somniferum (opium poppy) is the source of this 3811-nucleotide messenger RNA. RefSeq names its product calmodulin-binding transcription activator 3-like. Gene Ontology annotation, cellular component: nucleus. Bases 385 to 3486 code for a protein of 1033 amino acids. Gene Ontology annotation, biological process: regulation of transcription by RNA polymerase II. Gene Ontology annotation, molecular function: transcription coregulator activity; double-stranded DNA binding; protein binding. The record is from RefSeq and is a predicted model, not a curated record. The transcript has 12 exons. NCBI's taxonomy places the organism in Eukaryota, Viridiplantae, Streptophyta, Magnoliopsida, Ranunculales, Papaveraceae.
UUGGGGUUUUGAUUCUCUUCACGUGAAAGGCGGUUUUUCUUUUCUCCCCUCCUACAUAUAUCUUCUUCUCCUCCUCCUUCCUGGGCCACUUAGGGUUUUAAUUUAAUCAAAAAAAAGCUUUGCUGAUCCUUCGUUAUCACUCCCUCUAUCUCACUCAAUAGAUUUCAUCAUUUUCUAACAAAUUCACAUUCUGUUCUGAUCAGCACCAAAUUGAUUUUCAUUUUCGUUCGUAGUUUUUUGAAUUGAUUGGGUAAUUUCCGCUCCGUUUAUUCAUCUUCGUUUCUUCAUGAAAAUAGUGGAUUCUGAUUGAUUUUGUUUGUCUUCGGAUGGGUGAGAAUAGGAGAUACAUUCUCAAUCAACAUUUAGAUUAUAAAACAACUGUCGAUGAAUUGUUUAUUUUCCCGAUGGAGUCUACAUGAAUAUAUAUCACAGAUAUUGGCAGAAGCAAAACUGCGUUGGCUACGACCAAAUGAAGUUUGUGAAAUUCUUCGCAACUAUCAAAGGUUUAUUAUAACGCCGGAUCCACCUUACAAGCCCUCAGGUGGUUCUUUGUUCUUGUUUGAUAGAAAAGCGCUCCGCUAUUUUCGUAAGGAUGGUCAUAAUUGGAGGAAGAAGAAAGAUGGCAAGACUGUACGAGAAGCUCAUGAAAAACUAAAGGCUGGCAGCGUGGAUGUUCUUCAUUGUUAUUAUGCCCAUGGUGAGGACAAUGAGAACUUUCAAAGACGGUGUUAUUGGAUGCUUGAUACGCAGUUGGAGCACAUUGUUCUUGUGCAUUAUAGAGAAAUAAAAGAGGGGAACAGGUCCGGAAUCUCCCAUUUGGUAAAUGCAGAUUUAGGGGCACCUGCUGGAACUGCUCGUGCUUAUCCUGCACCUUCUGCACAAGUGGACUCGACUGGUCGUACAAUCCAGGCCUCUUAUGCUUCUAGUCCAAGUACAGCCGAAUGGAAUGGACAGACACGAUCUUCUGAAUUCGAGGAUGUGGAUUCCCGGACUGAUCAGGAAACCUCAUCGUCUUCAAGGGCCAUGUCCUGUUCCAGAUCUCAGAAUUCUUCUUUACAUUCUUCUGAUAUUGCAGGAUUCCCAGUGGUGUCAAGGAGCUCUCACGGUGCAGGGUUUCGUGGAGGUAUUUUUGAUCAUGAUAAUUGUCAUUCCUUGUGUCCUGAAGCUCACUGCUCCAUUAGAAACAUUGGUUGCAUGCCCGACGAGAGGAUUCCUUUCAACCAGCCUGAAAGAACUGAAGCUGUGAGUAGACUGACAGCGGCAGCAUUGGAAACAUGUAGUCUUGUCAAAGAUGAGCUUGGGGAUGCAAAUAUGGUGCUUCCUGACACACACUUUCAUACAUUAAGGAGAGGCUCGGAAACACCAGUUCAGGAAUGUCCGAGUAAUAAGGAUGGUCAAACACGCUAUGUGAUCUCAAAUAACUUGGCCGUUGGGGGAGCAGCAGCCCAUAUAUUUCAGUUCCCACAAGACCACAAUUUCCAGUUAUUACAUCUCCACUUUCAAAAUAAACCCGGAGCACCUAUGCUGGACAAUGAUAAUGACAUACCCCUUGUUGAAAAGGCAACUUUAGAAAAUGAAUCACAUAAAAAUGGUGAAGCAAGAGAGCUAAAGAAGCUUGACAGCUUUGGAAGAUGGAUGAAUGAGGAAAUAGGUGUAGACUGUGAAGACUCCUUGAUGGCUUCGGACUCUGGCAAUUACUGGAAUACACUUGAUACUCAGAAAGACGACAAGGAAGUUUCCAGUCUAUCACGACAUAUGCAGUUGGAUAUUGAUUCACCGAGUCCUUCUCUUUCCCAUGAUCAACUUUUCAGUAUUCGUGAUUUCUCACCAGAUUGGGCUUUCUCUGGGGUUGAAACAAAGGUAUUAAUAACUGGUUCAUUUCUAAGAGAUCAAAAACAUCUUAGUAGCAAAAAGUGGUGCUGCAUGUUCGGUGAAGUUGAGGUUCCUGCUGAAAUUUUAACUGAUACUGUACUUCGAUGUCAAGCCCCUGUACAUUCUCUAGGACGUGUUCCAUUCUAUAUCACGUGUAGUAACAGGUUGGCAUGUAGCGAGGUGCGGGAGUUUGAGUAUCGCGAAAAUGCAUCUGAGCCAAGUCCACUAGCUGUUAAAAUUGAAGGGGAAGAGGAAGCGUCUAUCCAAGUACGCAUGGCAAAGAUGCUGUAUCUUGGGUUAGACAGGGAACUGUUGAAUUGCUCUGUUCAGAACUGUGUCAAAUGUGCUCUCAGGAAUGUUUCUUCUUCUUUUGGAAGUGAUGAAGAAAAAGAGUGGGGGGAAAUUGAGGAAGCUUCAGUUUCUGGAAACCGUAAAAAUCCUAAAGAUGCACUGAUUGAAAAAUUGUUGAAGGAUAGAUUGUAUGAGUGGCUUGUCAGUAAGAUUCAUGAAGGGGGCAGAGGAGCCAAUGUGUUGGAUGCUAAAGGCCAGGGAGUUAUCCACUUGGCAGCAUCUUUAGGUUACGGAUGGGCAAUGGCUGCCAUAGUUGCUGCUGGAGUCAGUCCCAACUUUAGAGAUGCUCAAGGAAGAACGGGACUUCACUGGGCUGCGCAUUAUGGGAGAGAGGAAACAGUUGUUGCCCUUGUGAAACUGGGUGCAGCCCCUGGUGCAGUGGAGGAUCCAACAUCAAAAUUUCCUGGAGGACGAACUGCUGCUGAUUUAGCAUCUAGUAGAGGGCAUAAAGGGAUUGCCGGGUAUCUAGCUGAGGCGGAUUUGACUAGUCAUCUCUCUUUAAUGACUAUCAAGGAAAGUGUCAUUGACAGUGUUGCUGCAUCAAUUGCUGCUGAAAAGGCUAUUGAGACUGUAGAGGAGCAGAGCAUUGCUCCAGAUCAGAGCAAAGAGGGUCUGUUCUCUAUGAGGAGUUCCCGAGAGGCUGUUAAGAAAUCUGCCCAAGCUGCUGAUUUAAUCAAAGCCGCUUUUGCUCGUUCUUUCCAUCACAAAAAGGAGUCUGUGAAGAUCAAGGAUGAAAUAUCUGAAAUUCCAGCCGACAUAGUUACCGUGGCCUCUUUUACUAACAAGGUCUCGAGUAUGAAUCACUUCACUGAUUAUCUGCAUUCUGCAUCUGCUGCUUUAAAAAUUCAGCACAAAUAUCGUGGUUGGAAGGCACGGAAGGAUUUCUUAAAAAUACGCAACCGCAUCGUAAAAAUUCAGGCAGUUGUUAGGGGACAUCAAGCUCGGACGUAUUAUAAAAAGGUACUCUGGUCUGUUGGUAUUGUUGAGAAGGUUAUAUUACGUUGGAGGCGCAAAGGACCUGGGUUUCGAGGGUUUUGUGCUGAUAAAUCAAUUGGAAACACCCUACCUGACAAUGAAAAGAUUGAUGAGUAUGAUUUUUUGAGGGAAGGUCGGAAACAGAAAGUUGCUGGUGUAGAGAAAGCUCUAGCAAGGGUUCAAUCCAUGGCUCGUUACCCAGAAUCACGUGAUCAGUACAUGCGGUUGAAAAGUUCAGAAAAAGGUAUAGAGAAUGAAAAUAUUACUGCAGUUACUAACCAUGACUGAGUACAUGCGGUUGAAAAGUUCAGAAAAAGGUAUAGAGAAUGAAAAUAUUACUGCAGUUACUAACCAUGACUGAUUAACGCUUCUAAUGUGUUCCAUUUAUUUUGAAAAAAAGCAUGCAAAUGUAUAUGUUUCUAAUUUUGGAGUAGGUUGUUUUCCACGUGAAAGCUACAAGUUGUAGCUGGAAUGUGGUCUUAGGAAGUCUAUGCGGAUCUCUAAUGUCAGUGGACCGCUGUCUGGUCGUUGCAAUUGUCAUGAAAAUUAAAUGCAAAACUAGCAAAAUUGUCUGGAUGAUGAGGUUAUAACUAACUUGUAAAUGUUCACAUCA